AUGACAGACAACAAUAAUAAUCAAGAGGAUCCUUUACUUUUGGAGAAUCUCGAAGACGGUGCAGCCCGAUGUUCUUUAAUGGAUUAUGCAAUGCUGUCAUUGAGAGGCACUGCUUCUAGAAUUAGGAGGCCAACCAUUGCAGCAAAUAACUUUGAGAUUAAAUCUACGAUCAUUCAGAUGAUUCAGUCAGCCUGCCAAUUCAGUGGUUUAGCCCACGAGGAUCCAAAUGCUCACAUUGGAAAUUUCUUGGAGAUAUGUGAUACAUUCAAGCAGAAUGGUGUCACAGACGAUGCAAUUAGAUUGAGUCUGUUUCCUUUUUCAUUAAGAGAUAAAGCCAAGAAUUGGCUAAAUUCUUUGCCUGCAGAAUCUAUUACAACUUGGGAUACAUUGGCUCAGCGCUUUCUAGCUAAAUAUUUUCCUCCCUCUAAAACUAUAAGGAUGUGUAAUGAUAUCACUAAUUUUAUGCAGGUAGAUGGAGAGUUGUUAUAUGAAGCAUGGGAGCGUUAUAGAGAGUUGUUGAGGAAAUGCCUGCAUCAUGGAUUACCAAUUUGGUUACAGUCAGAUAAAGUGCCACAAAGGAAAGUAGCAGGAUUAUAUGGAGUGGAUGCAAUCACAACAAUUUUUGCUCAAUUGGAACCAUUGAACAAAAAGAUUGAUAAUAUGAGUGCCCCAAUCAUGCAAGUGAAGAGCAUGAGUUGUGAUCUAUGUGGAGGAGACCAUCUUAGCAAUGAAUGUCAGGUAGGUAACCUUUUUGCUCAUUCUACUGAAAGUGCUAAUUAUGUUGGUAAUUUUCACAAGCAACAACAGGAUCAUCCCUACUCCAGUACUUACAACCUUGGUUGGCAGAAUCACCCAAAUUUUUCAUGGAGCAAUCAAAAUGCAGUGAAACCACCACCUCCAGGUUUUCCUCAAGAAAAGAAGCCCAAUUUGGAGGAACUAGUGACGAAGUUUGUAAGCUCCACUGAAGCAAGAUUUCAGAAUCAAGAAGCUUCGAUCAGAAAUUUGGAGACUUAG
Molecule: messenger RNA, 1014 nt
Organism: Pistacia vera
Lineage: Eukaryota; Viridiplantae; Streptophyta; Magnoliopsida; Sapindales; Anacardiaceae
Exons: 2
Coding region: 1-1014 (337 amino acids)
Source: RefSeq, a predicted model, not a curated record